Fusarium redolens is the source of this 738-nucleotide messenger RNA. Its product is annotated as S-adenosyl-L-methionine-dependent methyltransferase. The transcript has a single exon. Gene Ontology annotation, molecular function: S-adenosylmethionine-dependent methyltransferase activity. NCBI's taxonomy places the organism in Eukaryota, Fungi, Ascomycota, Sordariomycetes, Hypocreales, Nectriaceae. The record is from RefSeq and is a predicted model, not a curated record. Bases 1 to 738 code for a protein of 245 amino acids.
AUGACGGAGGUUUACGACAACAAAGACUUCUUCGCAGAGUACUCUGCCAUGGAUCGGUCCGUGAAAGGGUUAGAUGGCGCACCGGAGUGGCCACAAUAUCGAGCUCUUCUUCCAAAGCUAGAUGGUCUCAACGUCCUUUAUCUGGGAUGUGGAAUGGGAUGGUUCUCCCGUUGGGUUGUGGGUCAAGGAGCAAAGUCUUCUCAAGGCCUUGGCAACUCUCACAACAUGCUGGCUCUAGCGGAGGAGAAGACGAACCAUGGAGACAUUUCCUACGAAUUUGCCAACCUAGACCAGGUCUCCUUUGGGGAGGAUAUGAAGAAUAAGUUCGACCUAGCUCAUAGCUCUCUGGUUCUUCACUACUUGGUCAAUCUUGAAGAGCUUGUCAAGCAAGUGCACCAAGUCCUUGUCCCAGGAGGAAACUUUGUCUUUUCCGUCGAGCAUCCUAUCUUCACUUCCACUUAUCAUCAAGACUGCAUAGUUGAUGACAAGACUGGUAAUACAUAUUGGUCACUGAGCUAUUACCCUGAUGAAGGUACACGACAGAUUCACUGGCUAAGCGGAAAUAUGGAGAAGCAGCACAGGGCUACCGCGGCUUAUAUCAAUGUACUUUUGAACAAUGGGUUUGAGAUCAAGGGUUUCGAUGAGUGGUGCACACCGCAGGAUAUUCUUGCGAGUUUUGGAAGGUACGGGGUUCGGGAAUCGCCCAUGUUUCUGAUGAUAUCUGCUGUGAAGAAGUAA